CUAGCUAAUGUUUAUCGUUAGCUGAAAAUUUAUGAAUCUCACCGGAUUCCGGGAAGCGUAACUCCAUAAGCGAAAAAAAAAUAGCUAUAGCCAUACUAAUCUGAACACACGGUAAUCGCGGCGCGCGAAAAUCAAUUCGGUUUGGCCAUCAAUAGCAGCUACUUAGUUCUGGAUGUAUGGGGACCGUACCUGUAACAGGUAUAGGGGAAGGCAGGGAGGGCGGGAACAGGAGCAGUGCACUCGCCGCCGUCGCCCGCCGAGCACGCCUCGCGCGCGCCGCUCACAACACGCGACUACGAACCCUGCACAAUACAGUGGAAGUGAACAGUUCUAGUGUUCUUCAUUCAAAACGUGUUUAUUUUUUAAAUUAUAUUCAGUAUUUUUCUCCUUUUUGGUAUUUUAGAGCGUUUUGCGUUUGGCUACGAAUUUCUGCGGUCAUUAUUUAUUUAGAUACCUGUCUUCUCGCGAUAGCUAACUAAAUUAAAAGUUUCUUGGAUCGAGUGCAUUGUGUCGGAAUAACAAGUUUGAUUAAAUUUCACCAACAGUUCAGUUCGGAUAAUAAAAGAUAAAGUGUUGUUCGUGAAAUACACCGACGAUGGAGUUUCUUUUGAAUGUUGUGACGGAGCAAUCUAAACACUCGCUCCCGGUACUGACCGACACGUAUCUGUACAGUUGAGUCGAGUAAGAUGGUCAAGUAGUGUUAAUAGACUGUUUAAGUGAUACAAUGAGCUUAUAAGUUUAAGUGGAUGUCAAGUGAUCGGGAGAGGAUGCCUUACUACGGGUACCGGGAGGGCGGGCCGGAGUCGGACUGUAGCGGGGGCUGCUCGGACUCCGAGGGGGGCGAGUCCGACUCGGAGGGAGGGCUCAGUACGGAGAGCACCGUCGGCCAGGGCCUGCCCUUCCCCGGCUUCACCCCAGUGGCCCUGCGGUACCUGACGCAAGAAACCCGGCCGAGGAGCUGGUGUCUGAAACUCAUCACGAAUCCGUGGUUCGAGAGGAUAUCAAUGUUGGUAAUCCUGCUGAACUGCGUCACGUUGGGUAUGUACCAGCCCUGCGUGGACGACCAGUGUAUUACGAAUAGAUGCAAAAUAUUACAGGUUUUCGACGAUAUAAUAUUCGCGUUUUUCACUUUGGAAAUGACUAUCAAAAUGGUGGCGAUGGGCGUUUACGGACACGGCACUUAUUUAGCAGACUCAUGGAACAGGCUGGAUUUCUUCAUCGUCAUGGCUGGAGCAUUGGAAUAUGCACUCAACGUGGAAAAUAUUAAUUUAUCGGCGAUCAGAACUAUUCGAGUAUUGAGGCCGCUACGAGCUAUCAACAGGAUACCAAGUAUGCGUAUUCUGGUGAUGCUGCUAUUGGACACAUUGCCUAUGCUAGGAAAUGUCUUACUGCUAUGUUUCUUCGUAUUCUUCAUAUUUGGCAUCGUUGGGGUUCAGCUGUGGGAAGGAAUUCUGAGACAGCGGUGCGAAUUCGUCCUCCCACCGAAUGUACUUCGACCCAAUAUAUCAUUCUACUACGAGUUCUCCAAAGAGCUGGACUACAUAUGCACGACACCCGAAGACAAUGGAAUGCAUUACUGCGGGGAUUUCCCACCGUACCGCUACGGGGCUCUUGUGUGCAACGAGACUGCCCGACCGUUCUCAUACAACUUUCCCACCAAUACGUCGUGUGUCAAUUGGAAUCAGUAUUACACAAACUGCACUCAAAGGGGAAACAACCCCUUUCAAGGCACCAUCUCCUUCGACAAUAUUGGACUUGCUUGGGUCGCCAUAUUCUUGGUGAUAUCAUUAGAAGGCUGGACGGACAUAAUGUAUUACGUUCAAGAUGCUCAUAGUUUUUGGGAUUGGAUUUACUUCGUUUUACUUAUUGUGAUCGGAUCAUUUUUCAUGAUCAACCUCUGCCUGGUCGUCAUAGCCACACAGUUUAGUGAGACGAAAAAACGUGAGAUGGAACGUAUGAGGGCCGAGCGUGCUCGAUUCACGUCGUCGUCAACCCUCGCCUCUUCUACAAAUAACAGUGAACCCGCCACAUGUUACGCGGAAAUAGUGAAAUACGUCGCGCACUUGUGGCGCCGAUUCAAAAGGAGAAUGGCCAAAAAAAUCAGGGUAUACCGGUAUCAACGCGCUCAGCUUCAGUGGCGAACGAGCAGAGAAACUCUCCAGCUGCCUGCAAACAAACCUAAACAGCACCAUCCUUGCUGCCCUAGGCAACAUCCACAGGGUAAUGGUGGCAAGAGUGUUAGUGAGGAGGGAGGUGGCGCAGGGUGCGAAGAGCCAUUGAGUAGGCCGAGCCUGUUGCGCGUGCCCUCGCUAUCCGCCGCUGAUCUCGAGAAUGCAUCAAACCUAUCCCUGUUGUCGCCGCCGUCUCUGGCGCGUCGGAGAUCAUCAGUAAUGUUCAGCGACACCGUACUACUGCACACGCCCAAUGCACCGCACGGCGCUCAUCCGCACAACGUGUGCUCCUCUGAGAAAAUGACGCAAACAGAUUCAUUGUGUCAACGUGACUGGCUUAAGAGCCAAAGUGAGUUCGACCUGCCGACAGGCGACACGGCGGAGGAGCGCGCGGCGGCGGGCGGUACCAUGUCCUGUCAGGAGUUACUCGCGCUGUCCGGGGCGUUGUCUGCCGCCUUGCCUACAGGACAAGUGGCGCUCGACACUUUCUUCGAAGAACUCACUAAGGGAAUCAGCAAGAGGGCUGGAGAAGAGAAAGCUGAUACUAGGAUUGUGGAAAUAGAAGACUUUUCAUGCUGUGCGGAUCUUCUGGCUGCCGAAGCCGCAGCAAAAGAGACCCGUAAGAGCCGCAUCAACAACGCUUGUGCUAACUUCUGGAACAGAAUAUCAAGAGCUCUCUCCAAACUGAGGAAGAAAAUCAAAAAUAUCGUUGACCAUAAAUACUUUCAACAAGGUAUAUUGUUGGCGAUCCUCAUCAAUACGUUGUCAAUGGGCAUUGAAUAUCACAAUCAACCAGAGGAGCUCACUGUGAUCGUUGAGAUCAGCAACGUUGUAUUCUCCGCUAUAUUCGCAGUUGAAAUGCUACUCAAAAUCAUCGCCGAAGGCCCAUUCAAAUACAUAUCCAACGGAUUCAACGUAUUUGAUGGAGUUAUUGUUAUUCUGAGUGCAUUCGAACUGGCACACAGCAUGGGUAACGAGAAGGACUUGGCCGGCAGCUCGGGACUCUCCGUCCUCCGUACUUUCCGACUGCUCCGCAUACUAAAGCUCGUCAGGUUCAUGCCCAACCUCCGGCGACAACUGUUCGUCAUGCUACGCACCAUGGACAACGUCGCCGUCUUCUUUUCCCUACUAGUACUAUUUAUCUUCAUAUUCAGUAUUCUGGGCAUGUAUCUAUUCGGUGGUAAGUUUUGCAAGUACGUCGAAGACAAUGGCAGCGAGCGGGAUUGUACCUGCCCCGAGAUCAUCUCGCACCAUCCCAAGUGUGAGUGCGACAGGAAACACUUUAAUAACAUCCUUUGGGCUACCGUCACCGUGUUCCAGGUUUUAACCCAAGAAGAUUGGAAUGUUGUAUUGUUUAACGGUAUGGAAAAAACGAGUCAUUGGGCCGCAUUAUAUUUCGUUGCCCUCAUGACUUUUGGGAAUUACGUACUGUUCAAUUUGCUGGUUGCUAUCCUCGUUGAAGGGUUCAGUUCAGAGCGAAAUGAGAGGAGGGAACGCGAGCAACGUGAACUGGCAAAGUCAAAAUUGUCGAGUGAAUGUUUCUCAGACAAUAACGAAUUGCACUACGACGACUCGAAUUCGGGAUCACAUUCCAGUGAGAGCUUUUCACAGAAUGAAAUAAAAAACUACUGGCGAUCGGCGGACGAUGUGCGAAAAGCUAAAGAUGACGUCAAUGGUCACAAGGAGAAAGCAAUGAAAUCCCGCCGUAAAACAAAGUCCUCAGCGCAUCACCCAACACUUUGCAAGGACUGCGCGCAAUCUAACAAAUGUAAUUUACAAAAGGAGUCAAAAAUGCUAGCAAGUAGUGCCGGUAUAACUGAAUCAUCGGCAGUACCUAUGAUAACACACACUGCGGCAACACCUCAAGACUCUCCUUCCACAACAUUGGAACCAGGAGCUUCGUUCAGAGAUUUUAAUGUAGCUCUGAGCUUAGAGAGGUCUUCGAUGCUUUCUAGUUUGGACUCCAUUGAUCGAACUUCAUGUGCCAGCAUACCGGGUCUUCUGAAACCUCCAAACAGUUACACGCUAACUCUCCAUUCGGCACAAGCUCAGCUAGGAGCGGAGAAGGCGCGUCUCCCGCCGUUGUCUCUCGCGCCUCCUCCCCUCACACUCGCUCCUCCGCCAUUACGAUCAACUUCACCAGCGCCCACGACGCCAACAACUCCAAGAUCUAUGCCGUCUCCAUUGUUGCCUGACAAAAAUCUACAACUUACUUUAUCGAAGGAUGAAAAUUGCUUAAACACCAGUGACAAGUCCAGUCUGCUUAGCUCACAAAAGAACAUAAGUGUAGUAAACAUGGGGCCAAAUGGCGAUGAUAAAUGUAGAGUGCAACGGGGAUAUAGUUGGCGACUAUCAAGACCCAGUCUAAGAAGAAAACCCAAGCAAAGAACAGGAUCUGACUCAGAUGCUAUAGUGCUUAACAAUGGAAGAGACCAUGCUGUCUGCAACGGUUCAAGCCUCCGCAAGAACGAGUUACUGCUAUCAUCGUCGAUGGUGAUAAAGAACGACACACAGUCGGAGCUUCCCAACAACCGCGCCCGGACCUCACUCCCGGCGCCUCGCGUGCUGCCGCCGCCCGCGCGACGUGUCUCCGCACACAACGCGCCGUUAUUACCAGACGUGUCGUGGAAAGCUCCAGAAGCCGGGUUUUCGUCAGACUCGACUGUGCGACUCGACAGUGUUAAACCUCCGCCACAUCGGCUAUCUCUAACCAACGACUAUUUAACAGUGACAUCAGUGUCAGAAGUGAAGGCGAGUAACUUGGCCCCCCCGACGGCCGUGGUGCCGGUGGCGCCGCGCGAGCUCGCCACGCCCGCGCUCCCCGCGAGACUCAACGUACAACCACUACCUCUUAUGAAACAAAUCAACGAAGAGGUACGUGUACCAAUGGAAGAUUUAGGCAGGCCAACAAGCGAGCAAGAAGACAGAAAGAAGAAGAAGAGCAAAGUAUUUGUUGCUAUAAAUAAUGUGUGCUUGUUAUCAUCGAGAUUUGACAGGCGACGAUACCGAUUCAAAGACCUUUUUCGAUUCAUGGAGCCGACUGGAUGUCUCAAAGAGAAAGAAUUUUACUCACUGUAUAUCUUUUCUCCCGACAAUAACAUGAGACGAUUCUGCACAUGGGUUGUCACUCGUGGAUGGUUCGACAACAUCGUUCUGUUGUUCAUAGCUCUGAAUUGUAUCACAUUGGCUAUGGAGCGGCCGAACAUACCUCCGGACUCUAAGGAACGAGCCUUCCUGUCCAGUGCCAACUAUGUCUUCACAGGAGUUUUUGCCGUCGAGAUGUUUAUCAAAGUGGUAGCAUCAGGCAUGUUCUACGGCCCCGACGCGUACUUCACAUCAGGAUGGAACAUUAUGGAUGGGUCCUUAGUGAUCAUAUCAAUCAUUGAUCUGUUAAUGUCUCUAGUGUCUGAAUCAAGUCCACGAAUAUUCGGAAUACUCAGGGUGUUUAGAUUGCUAAGGUCAUUGCGGCCACUAAGGGUAAUAAACAGAGCUCCAGGAUUGAAACUCGUCGUACAAACACUUUUAUCUUCACUAAGACCUAUCGGAAACAUAGUGCUGAUUUGUUGCACGUUUUUCAUUAUUUUCGGCAUUUUGGGCGUGCAGUUGUUCAAAGGCGCAUUUUUUUACUGCGAGGGAGCGAACAUAAAAAAUGUUAAAAACAAGUCAGACUGCCUCGCAAUAGAAGGCAACGUUUGGGUGAACAGGAAAUACAACUUCGACGAUUUAGGCAAAGCUUUGAUGUCACUGUUUGUACUGAGUUCUCGAGACGGUUGGGUUAACAUCAUGUACACAGGUCUUGAUGCGGUCGGGGUUGAUCAACAGCCCAUAGUGAACUAUUCAGAAUGGCGUCUCCUGUACUUCAUCGCGUUCAUACUAUUAGUGGGAUUCUUCGUAUUGAACAUGUUUGUGGGGGUCGUAGUAGAGAACUUCCACAGAUGUCGUGAAGAACAAGAAAAAGAGGAAAGAGUCAGGAGAGCGGCCAAGAGAGCUCUGCAGAUGGAGAAAAAGAGAAGAAAAAUGCACCAGCGGCCAUAUUAUGCAGACUAUUCACAAACAAGAUUAUUCGUCCACAACGUAGUCACGUCGAAAUAUUUCGACCUGGCUAUAGCCGGCGUGAUCGGACUUAACGUCGUUACGAUGGCCAUAGAAUACUACAGAAUGCCUCCGGCACUACAAUAUGCGCUUAAAAUAUUUAAUUAUUUCUUCACCGCAGUGUUUAUAUUAGAAGCGGUUAUGAAACUCGUCGCGUUAGGAUUCAAGAUAUAUUUAAAAGACAAAUGGAAUCAAUUAGACGUAAUUAUCGUCAUCUUAUCUAUAGUGGGAAUAGUUUUAGAAGAGUUAGAGACUAACAUAAUUCCAAUAAACCCGACGAUCAUGAGGGUAAUGAGAGUGUUGAGGAUAGCCAGGGUACUGAAGCUGCUGAAGAUGGCUAAGGGUAUAAGAGCUUUACUGGACACGGUCAUGCAAGCUCUACCGCAAGUUGGCAACUUGGGACUUCUAUUUUUUCUGCUGUUCUUCAUCUUCGCAGCACUCGGCGUUGAGCUUUUUGGGAGACUGGAAUGCUCUGAUGAAAUUCCGUGUCAAGGUCUGGGUGAACACGCUCACUUUGCUAACUUUGGCAUGGCAUUCCUGACGUUGUUCCGUGUGGCGACCGGCGACAACUGGAACGGCAUCAUGAAGGAUACGCUACGUGAAGACUGCGACAGUUCUGUGGAUUGUGUGAGGAACUGCUGCGUAUCUACCAUCAUAGCACCCAUAUUCUUCGUCGUAUUUGUACUCAUGGCACAAUUUGUACUCGUCAAUGUCGUCGUCGCGGUACUCAUGAAACACCUAGAAGAAUCGCAUAAACAAAUGGAAGAUGAAAUUGACAUGGACGUAGAACUAGAACGUGAAUUAGAACGGGAGGCUGACGACGAAGAAGAUAGAGCACUUUGUCGUGCUCUAGAAGAGUGUGUGAGUCCUCCGCGGCCACUAAACAAGGUACCGUCCCUCCCGGCUAACUUCACGUACAGCGAGCCCAAGCAACCAGCACCGUCCCCCGCACGCCGCCGGCGCACGCUGCACUCGCACACCGCUUUGUUGCCGACGUCGCUGCCGCCGAGACGCGCCUCCUUAUCCCCUCACGCCUUCGGGCGCCGCCGGCAGGACUCCAGCUCCGAGCCGCCCGCCGCGCUCUACGAGGAGGACGCGCGAUUCAUCGACGCCGACGACGUCGAUGAGCUCGAGCCCGGCAGCCCACCGAGAAGGGAUUCCUUCGCGCAAAACAGGCGACAGCGCGUCGACAAACGAAACUCACUGCGAGGUGAAGAAGCCCGCCUCCUGCGACCCGUGCUACUCGCCGUUCCCUCCACCAGGCAGAGUUUAAGACUGACCGGAUCAAAACGAAGAUCCUCCACAGAAUCUGCGGCGACUGAUGCCAGCCACACCUCGCGGUCUCAGAACCAGCUUACCCCUGAAUCGAUAGACCAAACGAUAAGUGAGGAGGAAAAAAUAAGAAUAGUGAUAGCUGAGAGGCGAAAAAUAGACGCAACGAGACCAGAGCCGGAUGACGUAGUAGAACUAGCGGAGCGAGGCUCCUAGUCCAGGCGGGGCCGGCCGCAGCAACACCAUGAAGUCUAUAUCUAGACGGUGCUCAAAGCAACGUCCGGAUGCCCUGUUCCCUAUCUCUCCCUUGUCCUUUCCUCGUCUGUAAAUCUUGUAUGCUCAAGGGCCAGUGAAUGUUUGAACUCGGUUGCACAACAGUGAUUAUAGUGACGUUAUGAACUAAACUUGACUUUGGUGCGUUUCAGUGUUGUGUUGCGUUAACGAUAUUGAUGAAAGAAGGAUAUUGCCUGUUUAGAAACGAGUUUCUCCUAUGUUUUUCUUUCACACAUCAAACCUUACCCUCACUUCACCAUUGCGGCCGGUUCAAUUAAUUCAAACUAAAGAGACUUUAAUAAAUUUAGUUUAAGUGUAAAAAUGUCUAGAUAGGAAUUAGAACUAGUCAAUUUGUUGUGGUGGGAUGUUUUCUACGAGAGCUAAAGUUUACUUCGUAAUUUUAUUAUUAGUACGGUGCUUGCUGUUAAAGGUUAAUUUGUUAAUUAUAAAUACAUGCAUAAGAUUUUCCAAAAAAACUUCAACGAAGUAUUGUUUUGUAGUUGUAACAUAGUUUCUGUUUAUUGUACGGACUCUGACUCGUAAAGUUCUGUGUGCAAAUUAAUGUUAGACUGUAUUUACGGAUUAAGAACGGGUUUCAAAUCAUUGAAUUAUUAGCGUUAUACGAUUGAUGUUAUUCAACGACUCUACAAAAGCCUAUGAAUUAUUCUUAUAUGUUCAAUGUGGAUACUGAGUCGUGAUUGCUACCAAAGUAUCUGUUAGUCAACGACUGUGUAGCCUCGUAGAGUAAUGUUACUAGCUAGAUCUUGUCAAUCUAUUGUCUAAAACGGAACCAAUCGUUCGCGAAUUGAAUAUUAUUCUCUCUAAAGAUGAAAAAAGAAUAUUUUCUGAAUAUAAAUAAAUCCUAUUUUCUUACAGUCAUGUACGUAACUUAGACGUGUAACUGGCAAUACGCACAUAAAUGAUAGAGUGUAGUUAGAAUCGAAGUAGAUUGUGAGUAAAGACGUCGCGCAGAGUUGAUUUGAUUUGUUCAUUUAAGUUGUGCUCUACCAUAGUUUGGACGUAGAUAAUUAUAUAUUAUGUAAUUUCUCUUUCCUUUAAAUUAAUUUCAAUCUGUGCCAAAUCUACAAAACCUUUAAAAUUAAGCAAAAUUUUGUAAGAGUAUUUUAUAUUUAAUUGAGCAGUUGAUACCUAGUCGCUUGUCCUAUAAAACUUUUCCGCUUGUUAAAUUACUUACUGUCUACUUUAGAAAAGGCCACAGAGCACAAAACAAAGUAAGUUAAAGUAAUUUAAAGUACCUAAAAUAUCAAAGAAAGUUCAGUUUAAAGCACAAACUGCUGUUUAUUUUGAGACAUGUCUAUGUGGUUCUAGUUACUGUAAAGUAUCGUACCUAGUUAGGGAAGUCAGCAAUAAAUUUUAUACUUCGACUGUGCCUUUCCUAUUUCUAACGUAUUAGCUUGUGAAGUUGAAUGUGAGUAGUCUCUGAGAUUAAAUGUAUACUGUAGGAGUUGGACUGUAGAUACAUUAAAUUAUGAGUCUUGUUGAGUCUUUAUUAAGUUUACGUUGUGUCAUGUGAAAAAUUUGUAAUUUUAAGGUAUUUUCUCCAAAACAAAACAUAGUCAACUUGUCAUUCCGAAACUACAUAAUACUAUCUUGAGCUAAAUAACACCGUAGAGGCUACCUACAGGUUAAAUAGUAUGGCAUUUAUGCAAUUGUUUGUUUUUGUGUAAUAUUAAUGUUAUUCCAUUGAAUGUUAUAAAACGAGUGUAGUGCCCCAAUUAUUAAAUGUUCUUAGUUAAUUUACUUAAAUGUUACAUCUUGCACAAGACACUAUCUUUUAAUUACAUAAUGUCUUCCAUCUUCAUUCAAUCUUUACCGAUGACUUGAAGUCUAUCUAUCAAUCGAAGUUUGAAUUUGUAGCUACAAUAGAUUCUUGUAAAAUAGACAUCGAGUGAUUUUCAUGUUUAAUAUUAUUUAUAUUUUCAAAGAAUUGAUUAAAUGGAAUUUAGUAAAAUAAGAAUAGUAUUUUCGUGAUAAAAAGUAAAUUUCGUGAUAAUGAUGAAUAAUUGUUUUUCGGUACUGAUCGUAUAAUAAUUUUAAGUGGUAUGAACAAUGUUCAUAGUUGAGUACACCUGUUAUCUUAGCUGGUGAUCUGUCGAGUUAAGAAAGUUACGACAAUGUUAGGUUGAAAAAAUAAAUCAAAAUUCAAA
Molecule: messenger RNA, 9976 nt
Organism: Trichoplusia ni (cabbage looper)
Lineage: Eukaryota; Metazoa; Arthropoda; Insecta; Lepidoptera; Noctuidae
Gene: Ca-alpha1T
Product: voltage-dependent T-type calcium channel subunit alpha-1G-like
Exons: 37
Coding region: 747-7751 (2334 amino acids)
Biological process (GO): sodium ion transmembrane transport; membrane depolarization during action potential; neuronal action potential
Cellular component (GO): plasma membrane; neuron projection; voltage-gated calcium channel complex
Molecular function (GO): low voltage-gated calcium channel activity; voltage-gated sodium channel activity
Source: RefSeq, a predicted model, not a curated record